UUUGUAUGUGUCAUGGUGUGGAUAAGUGUGGGAAUUUUAUACUAUAGUGUUCAACUGAGUAAAUUCUAAAAUGAUGAACCCAUACCAGGAGAAAUACUCACAAUCAGAAAAUAUGAACUAAAUGUAAUUUCUACAUAUGUAUGUACUGACAAAGAUGAUACAGAUGAAGUCUCCAGUUUAUUAUGCAUAACAUUCAAAUUCUCAACUUUCAUGAUUUAAUCUGAGGUUUUCCUGUUUAGUGCCUUAUCGUCAUGGGAGAUUUAACAGGUUCAACAAGUUUCCUCCAUAUUGGAGACAUAGUUUCACUGUAUUCAGAAGGCCAUGUUAUGGGUUACCUUAGCACUUUGGGGUUGGUAGAUGACAGGUGUGUUGUCAACCCUGAGGCAGGGAACUUGACCACUCCACCAAAGAAAUUCCGUGAUUGUUUGUUUAAAAUGUGUCCAAUGAACCGUUACUCAGCCCAGAAGCAGUUCUGGAAGGCAGCCAAGCAAAGCAGCCCUUCACCUACUGAUGCUGUCUUACUGAAAAAGCUACAUCAUGCUGCAGAACUGGAGAAAAAACAGAAUGAUUCAGAAAACAAGAAGCUUAUAGGAACUGUGAUCCAGUAUGGUGGAGUUAUUCAGCUUCUACACAUUAAGAGCAACAAAUACUUGACUGUCAAUAAACGACUUCCUGCACUACUAGAGAAAAAUGCCAUGCGAGUGUACCUGGACUCCGCUGGAGAUGAAGGAUCAUGGUUUUAUAUUGUGCCUUUCUACAAACUACGUACUACAGGUGAUAAUGUUGUGGUGGGUGAUAAAGUGGUACUUACACCAGUCAACGCAGGACAGCCACUUCAUGCUAGUGCCCAUGAACUACCUGACAAUCCUGGUUGUAAGGAGGUGAAUGCAGUUAAUUCCAACACUAGCUGGAAAAUCUCUCUGUUCUUAGAGUACAAGGAGAAUAUGGAUGAUGUUUUGAAAGGGGGAGAGGUGGUGAGGUUGUUUCAUGCAGAACAAGAAAAGUUUCUAACUAUGGAUGAAUACAAGAAAAAACAAUUUGUUUUCUUGAGAUCUACAGGCAGAGCCACUGCCACAGCUGCCACCAGUUCAAAGGCAUUAUGGGAAGUUGAGGUAGUUCACCACGAUCCAUGUAGAGGAGGUGCUGGUCAUUGGAACAGCCUCUUUAGAUUUAAACACCUAGCAAGUGGUCACUAUCUGGCAGCUGAAGUAGAUGAUGAUCCAACAACAGACCCAAUGAGAUCUAAACUCCGAGGUCCACCUGUAAACCAAGUGUUCUGCUUAGUGGCUGUUCCAUUAUCUAAUGAUAUCGCUUCAAUUUUUGAGCUUGAUGCCACAACACUCACUAGAGGGGAUGAUCUUGUACCACAGUCUUCCUAUGUUCGUCUUCGCCACUUGUGCACCAACACGUGGGUACAUAGUACUACCAUUCCUGUUGAUAAAGAAGAAGAAAAACCAAUGAUGUGGAAGGUUGGAUGUGCAUCAGUAAAGGAAGAUAAAGAAGCCUUUGCUAUUGUACCUGUCUCAGCCACAGAAGUUCGAGACUUGGAUUUUGCAAAUGAUGCAUGCAAAGUUUUAGUUACCAUCUCCAGUAAUCUAGAAAAAGGUUCCAUCACUCAAAAUGAAAGAAGGUUUGUCACCCAGCUGAUGCAAGAACUAAUUUAUUUCAUUGCCUGUAAGGAGAAUGACCCCAAAAAACCUGAUCCUUUAGAACUUGUUGUUACACAGCCCAACAGAGAGAGACAGAAACUCCUAAGGGAACAGAACAUCUUGAAACAAUUAUUUAAGAUUCUUCAAGCUCCUUUCACUGAUUCUGGAGAUGGUCCAAUGCUGAAGAUUGAAGAGUUGAAUGAUCCUCGUCAUGCACCUUUUAAACACAUCUGUCGUUUGUGUUAUAGAAUUUUACGUCUAUCACAACAAGACUAUAGAAAAAACCAAGAGUACAUUGCCAAGUGGUUUGGUUUUAUGCAGAAACAAAUUGGUUAUGAUGUCCUUGCUGAGGAUACAAUCACUGCCUUGUUACACAGCAACCGUAAACUGUUAGAGAAGCAUAUCACUGCUGCAGAAAUUGAAACUUUUGUUAGUCUUGUGCGAAAAAACAUGGAAAGUCGAUUUCUGGUGUAUCUGUCUGACUUGUGUAUAUCUAACAAAGUGGCUAUUCCUACAACACAAGAACUCAUCUGUAAAGCGGUUCUCAGUCCCAAGAACUCUGACAUUCUCAUUGAAACACGCAUGGUCAGAACUCAAGUUGAGGUAGAAGUUGAGGUUGAAAGCUCAGAAGGACAAGUGGAACCAAUGAUAACAGUAGAAGAAGAAGAAGACAUUGUCUUGUUUUGGGAUGGUGGAAACAGAAGCAAAAGUAUCAGGGAACUAGCUUCUCGUGCAGCAGAAGGAAAUACAGAUGAUAUAAGCACUUUGGACUAUUACAGACACCAGCUUGAUUUAUUUUCUGGAAUGUGUCUAGAUAGACAGUAUCUUGCCAUCAACAACUUGUCAGCUCACCUAGACGCAGAUCUUAUACAGAAGUGUAUGGCUGAUGAGGCAUUGCCUUUUGACCUACGAGCAGCUUUCUGUCGACUGAUGCUUCACAUGCAUGUUGAUCGGGACCCACAGGAACAGAUAACUCCUGUGAAGUAUGCUCGUUUGUGGUCCGAUAUCCCUCGCAAGUUGUCCAUACAAGACUAUGAUUGUAAUAAGCAGCCAGAUUCCAACAAGGAAGAUGUGCGACAAAAGUUUCUGGCCACUAUCACCUUUGUUGAAGAUUAUCUUUGUAACGUAGUUGGCCAUAUGUGGUCAUUUGCAGACAGGGAGCAAAACAAACUCACUUUUGAAGUUGUGAAACUAGCAAGGGAGUUAAUCUACUUUGGAUUCUACAGUUUUAGUGAUUUACUUCGCCUAACAAAAACUCUUCUUAGUAUACUGGAUUGUGUUCCAGAGUCGGCUUUCAUCAAUGGUAAACUUCCAUCUGGGCAGCUGGAAGGACAAGGUGGUGUUUUGAAGUCUAUAGGUGACAUGGGUGCAGUAGUGACCAAUGUAGUUCUUGGGACAGCUGGUAUGAACAAACCAUUGGCAAGUGGCAUGGAGAAGAAGGGGUCGCUUAGUGGAGCAGAGGACACACUUGUCAUGGACACCAAGCUGAAAAUUAUAGAAAUACUUCAGUUCAUUCUUAAUGUCAGGCUUGACUACAGAAUCACUGGCUUGCUCUCAAUUUUUAAACGUGAGUUUGACGAAAGCCAUGGACAACAAGCUACUGAUGAGACUGUCACUAUUGGUGAAAAAGGUAUAAAUCUUGAACGAAUUGGUCAGCAAGCUGAAGACAUAUUUGGUGGAACUGACGACUAUUCAGAAGUAGACCUGGAUGGCCAGGGUGGCCGAACAUUUCUAAGAGUUCUUCUGCAUUUAACUAUGCAUGAUUAUCCUCCAUUGAUAUCUAGAGCUCUUCAACUUCUCUUCAGACACUUCAGUCAACGUCAGGAGGUACUUCAGGCUUUCAAACAGGUCCAGUUGUUGGUGUCAGGAAGUGAUGUAGAGAACUAUAAACAAAUAAAAACUGAUUUAGAUGAGUUAAGACUCUUGGUAGAAAAAUCAGAGCUUUGGGUAUAUAAAGCAAAAAGUGAUGAAGGUGGGGCAAAAAAGAAGAAAAAGAAAACGGAUAAUGAAACUGAUGGAGGAGGAGAUGAAAAGAAUGAACAGAAGAAAUCCAAAAAGAAAAGUGGAUUGAACCUUGGAGCAACACCAGCAACUGAAGGGUCAGCAAUAGAUCUGGACAUUGGUCCUCCACUUGACUCCUCUCAAUCUAAAAAUUACAAGACUAUUCAACAGAUACUACUAAGGUUGAUAAGGCUGUGUGUUCAGGAAACUCCAGGUGGUGCCAAGAAACCCCGUAAGCAUGAACAGAGGCUUCUUCGGAACAUGGGGGCUCAUUCAGUGGUUUUAGAAUUGUUGCAGAUACCAUGUGAUAAGAAAGAAGAUGUCCGUAUGAACGAGUUACUGAAGUUAGCUCAUGAAUUUCUUCAACACUUUUGUUUGGGGAACCAGGCUAACCAGGCACUCAUGCAUAAACAUAUAGAUCUCUUUCUAAAUCCUGGGUCCCAGCUAAAGCUCCUGGAUGCCCAGACAAUGCGCAGCAUUUUUCAAGACAAUGUAGCUUUGUGUAAUGAAGUCACUGAACAAGUAGUACAGCACUUUGUACAUUGUAUUGAGACCCAUGGUAGGCAUGUGCAGUAUAUCAAGUUUCUUCAAACUCUCGUAAAGGCUGAAGGUCAAAAUCCACAAUUCAUCCGAAAGUGCCAGGAUUUGGUGAUGCAAGAGCUAGUCAAUGCUGGAGAAGAUGUGCUGGUUUUUUAUAAUGACAAAGCCUCAUUUAGUCAAUUUGUGGAGAUGAUGAAGUCAGAACGUCAGAGGUUGGAUGAAGCAGGACCACUUCAGUACCACAUCAACCUGGUCAAAGUCCUUGCCCUCUGCACGGAAGGGAAGAAUGUGUUCACAGAAAUUAAAUGUCAUUCUUUGUUGUCACUAGAUGACAUUGUAAGGGUUGUAACCCAUCCAGACUGUCUUCCUGAAAUCAAAGAAGCCUACAUUGAUUUCCUUAGUCAUUGUUUCAUAGACACUGAAGUUGAAAUGAAAGAAAUAUACACCAGCAGUCACAUCUGGACCUUGUUUGAGAACUUCUUGAUUGACAUGGCUAUGGUGUGUAAUGCCACCCAUGAUCGUCGUCAUGCUGAUAUCCAGCUAGAGAACUACGUAACAUCAUCAGUCAUGAAUAUUAUUACCACGUUCUUCAGUUCACCUUUCUCUGACCAAAGCACCACUGUACAGACCCAUCAGCCUGUCUUUGUGCGGCUACUCCAAGGAGCUUUUAGGUUAUCCAAUUGUUCCUGGUUAAACUUGCAGCAAAGGAUGAAUGUGGAGAACUGCAUUAAAACUUUAUCUGAUACUGCAAAAAAUCGAGGUAUUGCUAUUCCUGUUGACCUCGAUACCCAAGUUGCUUCAAUGUUUAAUAAAAAUGCUGUCAUUGGAAAACACACCAGAGCAUGGCUUUCAGCUGCACGAGGUCCUCGCAGAGAUCCUUCUUCAUCUAGUUUAUUUCGUAAUGAACGCAGCAUCAUUGAAGGACUUCAGGACAUAGUGUCGUUACUGGAAGAUCAAUUGCACCCACUUGUUCAAUCUGAAUUAUCAGUUCUUGUAGACGUCCUGCAUCGACCGGAGUUGCUAUUUCCUCCGAGGACUGAGGCAUAUAAAAAGUGUGCAAAUGGAGGCUUUAUUUCCAAGUUAAUAGCACACACAGAAAGACUGUUAGAAGAAAAAGAAGAAAAACUGUGUAUCAGAGUUUUACAAACACUGAAAGAGAUGAUGUCCUUAGAUCCAGACUAUGGAGAAAAGAUCGAUCAAAAACUGCUGUCGCGCCGAGAACAAGAAGACCAGGCCAGGGGAGAAAGACUCCGUCAAACUUUACUAGUCCGCUACUUUGGCAAGUCUCCACAGAAGAAAGACACAAAUUCUGGACAAAAUAAGCAACAAACUACGACUCGAGCAAGCGUGAGUAGCUCUUCGCUGCAUGCUCCGGGUGGUCUCAUGCUAAGUCGAGCAGAAAUGACAUUGGCUGAAGUUCAGUGUCAUCUUGAUAAGGAAGGAGCUUCAAACUUGGUAAUAGAGCUGAUUAUGAGAAACCCAAGUCAGGCCAUCUUCGUAGAAAGUGUGGAACUAGGAAUAGCUCUUUUGGAGGGAGGAAACCCUGUAAUUCAGAAAUCCAUGCUGUACAAGCUAACCCAAGGCAACAUAUCAGAGAAGUUUUUCAAGGUGUUUUUUGACAAAAUGAAAGAAUCUCAACAAGAAAUCAAAGCUACAGUAACUGUAAAUACAGCUGAAAUUGCAGCGAGGACUGGUGAAGAUAGGGAGUUAUUGGGAAAAGAUUUAGGGAAAGAUGGAAGGAGAGUUAGAGCCUUGAAACAGAAUGGUGUUGUCAUGACCCAAGAACUUAAACAACAGUUGGAAGAUGCUGCCGAGGCUACAAGCAAGGCUUACGAUCAGGUCCGUCAGCUGGGGACUUCUCAGAAUCUUGCAUCGGAUGGUGAUCUGCUGUCCCCUGGCUCUGCUCCUGGUGCUUAUGCUGCCUUAGAAGAAAUCUUAGCAGAAAAGGCAGAGAAAGCUAAGGAUGCUGAGGAAAGUAAGCUUCCAGCUGAAGUGACUGUGAUGGGACCAAUCUUGAGAUACCUACAGCUCUUGUGUGAGAACCACAAUCUUGAAUUGCAGAAUUACCUGAGGAACCAGAACAAUAAGAACAACUAUAACCUGGUGUCUGAAACACUUAUGUUCUUAGAUUGUAUGUGUGGGAGUACCACUGGUGGGCUGGGUUUACUGGGGCUUUAUAUCAAUGAACAUAAUGUCAGCUUAGUUAAUCAGACUCUGGAGACAUUAACUGAAUACUGUCAAGGUCCUUGCCAUGAAAACCAGAACUGCAUAGCUAUGCAUGAGAGCAAUGGAAUUGACAUCAUCAUAGCUUUGAUCUUAAAUGACAUUAACCCACUUGGAAAGAAAAGGAUGGACCUGGUGUUGGAGUUAAAGAAUAAUGCAUCAAAGCUACUAUUGGCUAUAAUGGAAAGUCGGGCAGACAGUGAGAAUGCAGAAAGAAUCCUAUUUAACAUGAGUCCAAAACAGCUGGUUGAUGUAGCUUGUAAUGCCUACCACCAGGAGGAUAUUACUGAGGAGGAAGAAGAAGGAGAGGGUGAUGAUAAUGAUGAUGAUGGAGUUUCACCUAAGGAGGUGGGACAUAACCUUUACAUAUUAUGCCACCAGUUGGCCCAACACAACAAGGAACUGGCAGCCAUGUUAAAACCUAGUCCUAACGAUACCGAGUCAAAAAACAAUCAGGCCCUUCAGUAUUAUGCUAGUCACACUGCUCAAAUUGAGAUUGUUCGUCAUGAUCGAACCAUGGAACAGAUAGUUUUUCCUGUACCUCAGAUUUGUGAAUUUCUCACUAAAGAGAGUAAGCUGGAUGUGUUCCACACGGCUGAGAGAGAUGAGCAGGGCAGCAAGGUCUCAGACUUUUUUGAAAGAAGUGAAGACUUAUUUAGUGAAAUGAAGUGGCAAAAAAAACUUCGGGGUCAACCUCUUCUGUUUUGGGUGAGUCGGCACAUGUCAAUAUGGAGUACUGUGGCUUUCAAUUUAGCUGUCUUGAUCAACCUCAUUGUAGCAUUUUUCUAUCCCUUUUCUGAUCCCAAUGAACUUGGGCCACGAGCUUCUGGACUCAUCUGGGCAGCUAUGUUCAUCUCUCUAGCUACAGUGGUCACUUUACCUCGCCCAUCAGGCAUUCGUACUUUUGUUGGAGCUGUCAUCCUUCGUAUGAUCUACUCUCUAGGCUUACAACCAACUUUGUGGUUGCUGGGCACGGUCAAUAUGAUCAUGUCAUCAGUACAUCUAGUCAGUAUUAUGGGAAACAAUGGAACCUUUAACAAGACUUUCCGACAAAUACUAACGGAUAUAGAAUUAUUGUACCACGUAACUUACCUGUUUUUCUGUGUUCUAGGCCUGUGUAUGCAUCCAUUUUUCUAUGGUGUAUUGCUUUUAGAUGUAGUUUUUCAAGAAGAGACACUUCUCAAUGUUAUCAAAUCUGUGACACGAAAUGGGCGCUCUAUCAUUCUCACAGCCGUCCUUGCCCUCAUCCUAGUCUACCUCUUCUCCAUUAUUGGAUACAUCUUCUUCCGAGAUGACUUUCUAAUGGAAGUGGAUGAAAGAAUUGUGCCAGAACCAAAACCAAAGUUACCAGAAUUUGUAGCUAAACAUAAUCCACCAGUGGAAGUGGCAGACCUUCUACCUAAACCAGAAUUUUGUUCAUCUGAAGAAGUAACCAACUGUGAUAAAAAUACAACACCAAGAGACAACAAGUAUACAGCUCAUAAUAACCUAUCUGACCAUCUUCCAGUAGAGACAAACAAUUCUUCUGUCCUAGAUGUAUUAGAAGAAGAUAGUUUACAAGAGCCAGAAGUUGAGGGUGGAAAGGAAAGAGCAUGUGAUUCAAUGAUCAUGUGUAUUGUUACCACUUUAAACCAAGGGCUCAGGAAUGGUGGUGGAAUUGGAGACGUGCUUCGUGCUCCAAGUGCCAAGGAACCACUGUUUGCAGCACGGGUGGUUUACGAUAUGCUUUAUUUCUUCGUGGUCAUCAUCAUUGUUCUGAACCUCAUUUUUGGUGUGAUUAUCGACACCUUUGCCGACUUAAGGAGUGAGAAGCAACAGAAGGAAGAGAUCAUGAAAAAUACCUGUUUUAUUUGUGGCUUGGAAAGAGCAUCAUUUGACAAUAGGACUGUGUCAUUUGAGGAACACAUUCACUGUGAACACAACAUGUGGCACUAUUUGUACUUCAUUGUACUGGUGAAAGUGAAGGAUUCGACAGAGUUCACUGGUCCUGAAAGCUAUGUGGCUGCAAUGAUCAAAGAUAGGAAUCUAGACUGGUUUCCACGGAUGCGAGCUAUGUCCCUUACUGCUGAUGACGGAGAAGGGGAACAGAAUGAAAUGAGAACACUGCAGGCCCAGCUAGACUUGACACAAAAACUUGUAGCCACUCUUUCUCAGCAACUAACAGAACUAAGGGAUCAGAUGACAGAGCAGCGUAAACAGAAACAGCGACUUGGUUUACUGGGAGCACCACCUAUUGGGGCUUUGCCUAUCCACACUGUGUCUAGUCAGUGAACAAAUCUCACCUGAUCUUAAAGUGCAAGUUUGUUUGAUCUUAUGAAAUGUUUGAAAUACAUGUAUUGUACAUGGUAUAGAGCAUAUACAUCCUUCAUGUUCAAUAUGUUGGAGGUAGCAUUUACUCAGAAAACUGUAGAAAGUAGCUGUUAUGUAGAAAGUUGUUAGAAAAAUAUACUAAAAAGGUGGUUUGAAUAACAUUAACUAGAUUUAUUGUCAUUAAAAGUGCAUCAUUAGUGUACAGAGAGAACAUUUUCAUAACCAGUUCUGCUGUAAUAAGUUUACAAGUGAAUAUGAAAAAUCUGUUUGUAAACCGAGUAGCUACUUAUUUGAUACUUAUCAGUUGAAAAAUUUUUAUUUACUGUCUGAUGUACUUGAAAGCAAUUACUUGUGACGUUGCCACACAAGUAAUGUAUAAAAAUGUUAAACUUUGUAAGCUAGAAUAUGGAUUUAGAAUAGUGUACAUGUACCUAUUUUAUGCUUGUUUUAGUCAUUUUCAAUAGACAAACAAGUAAUAUAUUGUUAAAAACAUUAUUGAACAGAAGAAUUAGUUGCUGAUUUUUACAUUGUUAACACAAAUGUUUUCUCAUUAGUAUUAUUGUAAAAGAAGGAAUGAGUACAAUACAACAAUGUGUGUUUAUUAUUACUCUCAUUUCUUCAACAUAAUUUUUCUAGCGAAUUUAUGCUGUAUUUUGUUUAUCUAAAUGUUAACCUGUACGCAUACACAAACUCUUGGAGUUUUAUUAUAUAGUUGCAUCAUUUCCAAUGAUAUGUAAAUGAAACAUGCAGCCUUCAGAGUGCAUUUUUGUUCAUUAAAUAACUGCUGAUUAUUUAGAUGUUAGUUUAAAUAAGGUAAACAGUACUUAAAAUCAGUGAUAUGUGUUCAGUGUGUACAAGUAGCUUAUUGAAUUUAAAAAAAAAUUUGAUAGCAGAUUAAACUAUGAUUGACAUGUAGCAUAAAAAGAGGUUUUCUCUUUGUUUAAUAUGCCUUUAGAGAAGUAGUGUAUCCCCCAAGUAAGAGUUGUAAAGUUUGUUGUGAUCAUAGUGAAUUACUGCUAUAAUAAUAAUACACUAUUUUACUCUGUUAUUUUUCUGUUAGCUUUUGAAGGAUUAGAUUUUUAGCCCUAAAAGGAUGUAAAUAAUACAGUCAGAAUGAUGUGAUAAACUUUAUAUAGAUGCCAAACCACCAUUGAAACGUAAUUUCAGGGCACGGAUGUGAAAUGCUGAGAUGUUUUUAGUGAAGUAACGUUCUGAAUAACAGUUCUGUAUAUACGUGUACUCUCUGUGAACCAGACUUUUCUUGUUUUAUUCAACAGUGUAACUGAGCUGUGUGGACUGUAUUUUAUGAACUUCUUCACCCUAGCUUUGUCUUGAGAUAGCAUUUCAGAUUCCUUGAACCUUGUGAAGAACUUAAUAUAUAGCUGGAAUUGUUGUUUCAAGUUCAAAUCCUAGGAGAUGUCUAUGAAAUGCAGUUCACAUGUCAAAAACACUGCCUUAACUCUUCUUGAAAAAAGUGUGCCGAGGUUCUUGCUAAUUUUUUGUUGUUAUAUUAAAAAUAUUUACAAUAAGUGUUAGAUUAAAUUCUGAAUAAUCCUGUAGCUUUGAACAAGAUUCAUUGUAUAUUGUAGUGGAGAAUCUUGUGUAGAAAAUCUCGAAGUUUUUCCCCAUCAUAAGCUAAUUUUCAACAGCUGUGUGUAUCAGAAAAACAGUUAUUGUCCAGACAUAUUGCUUGGUCACAAGUCAGUGAAUCUAAUCUUAAUUUUUGCAAGCCCAAAAGUUGACACUUUAUUACAACAGAUGUAAUUGUAUUUUCCCAAAAACAGUUUUUCGUGACACAUUUAUCUUUAAUGUGCUUGCACUGUUCUUUUAACCUUAUAAGUGCACCUGUUCAUUCAUGUUCACUGCAAGAAAAAUUACCUCCAAGUGUCAGAAUACUUUUUUAGCAUUUUGAUUUUUCAAAACUUGAGUUGUUUGUAUUUUGUCUACAUUUUUAUGUGUGAGCUUUCAGACUAUUAAGUAUUAUGCAUAUAGAUGAAACAUUAAGGAACUGAAAGAAAUACCCUUGAAUGUGACAAGAUGUUUUUGAAAGUAAAUUACUUACAAGCAUAAUAGUUAUUGAAUUAGUUCAGCCUUUUCUUGUAUCAAACAUCUAUUUUAAAUAGAUGCACUUUAAAUUUCACUCCUUUUUUCUUCAGGCAUUGUUUUAUGGGUCCCUGAUCUUAAUAAUCAUUCAGUGAUUUUUGGUUUGAAAUGUCAUGGAAGAACAUAAGUAUGUCCAUUUAAUUUUAGAUUUUUUUUUGUUUGUGUUGUUUUAGAUCAGAAAUAUUCAUCUGUCUUUUUGUAGUUUUGGUAAGUUAUCACCUUGUGUGAUGGUAUUUUAACAUUUGUUAUAUUUUUUCUGUUAAUAGGAUUGUAUGUUAUGUUUGAUUUGUGUAAUUUUUAAACUGAUUAAUAUUUAAUGACUGAUGUUAAUAUUAUUUUCCUGGUGAUACUUUUGGAAACUUGGAUUUCCUAAUGCAUGGAGACUUUGUAACAAAGAGUUUAAUUAUUUGUUUCAGUCAUUUGGCUUUUAAUGGCCAAAACAAUUAUUAUUUUUCAUGGAGCAUCGUUAGUGAAGACAUACAAGGUCAGCUAUGGUGACCAUAAACAUACUAGUAUAUUUGUUCUGGAUAUAAAAAUUGUCAGUUAAAAGACAAAAUAUAGGUGUAGAAUUUUAGUAUAUUGUUUGAAUUAACAAAAUAAUUAAUAGCAUUAUUAUAUACUGUGGUUUAACUUUAGACACAUAAAAAAUGCAAGUGAUAAAUGAUACACUUAGAUUCACUCCCGUGUGUGUGUAUGCGAAUUUGAAGAAACUAAUAUAUAGUAUGAUAUGACAGAAAAGAUCAUAAAAUAUAAUGGAUGUGUUACUGAAGUUAAAUUUUCUGUGAAAUAACAUAUCUGUAUAUAGAUAUGAAACUAGGAGUCCGUGUUUUGUUUUCUUCUUUCCAACAGAUAUUUUCUGUUUCAGUAGUUUCUAAUCACAUUUAAUGACUCGUGUUAUUUAUGUUUGAUAUCGUGUUUAACAACUUGCAUGAGUAAUUUUAGGAUCAUUUUUUAACCUUGUUAUUUUUGUCUUGUUUUGUUUAGUACCAACAAAGUAUUUAGCUGCCAUUCCUUAUCAGUUAUUGUUGUGACUAUUUAAAUAGCCUACCUAGUAUACAGGUAACAUUAUUUGUGGGAGUUCUCUCAUAAUAUUUCAUUAGAUUAGAAUAAAAGCUCUCAAGAAGUAAAGACUCAUUCAGUGCCAAACUUACAUUGUUAUAUUGAAUGAAUUAUGCUUGAACAUUUUUCUUAGUUUGGGUGCUUGGUUUUUUCUGUUUUUUAUUACCUUGUAUUUUUUUAAGAAUCAAAUGUGUUUAAAAACUGUUGGAGAAAUGAACAAAAAAUCCAUUAUUUUAUCCAUUUAUUAUUAAAGUCUUGUUUUUAUCUGAAUGAUAAAAGUUUAUGAUAUCCACUUUAUAACUUAAAGAUAGUUUUUAGAUAGGAGGAGUCAUAUAAAAUUGUAUUAGCUUUGAAUUUAGUUUACUUGUAACAGUGACUUAGGAACACUUUUGUAUAAAAUGAAGAAUGUUAGGCUAGGCUUCCAUAUGGGUGAAGUGAGGAGUACAGUCCGUUGUGAGUGAGAUGUAUUUCAUGCAACCCAAGGUAAUGUUGGUGUCUUCUUAUAUAAGGAAUAAAUAUUGUACUGUGUGUAACCUAGUGGAUACUAUGCUGGUCUGUGAUUCUGUGGCUUGCACCUUGCUAUUCCCAAAAAAUAACUUUCUUUCUGUACAUUGGUACAUUUUAGAAGUGACAGUCAAAUCACUAUUUGGUUAAAGUAGCCUAAAACUAGACAAUGGUUGGUGUUGACUGGAUGUCUUCCCUUAAGUCGGUCACUUCAAAAUUAGGGAUGGCUAGUACAGAUAGCCCUGGAGUAGGUUUGCUUGAAAUUCAGACAAACAAAGAAAUCUAUAAUUGUCAUUAUUGUUAUGCUUUAUCUAAGUUAUUUAAUUUAAAAUAUUUUCUAAAUUAAUUGUGAAUUUUUAUUUUCUUUAACGUAUAUACUUUCUUUUCAGCUUAAGAAACUAAUAGUAGUAAUACCAUAGAACCUGCUUCAGGCUGUAGAAGAUAGUCACAAAAUUUUCAUAUUGAUAAAAAUGCUACAGGUCUUCCUUCAGGCUGUAUAAGGUAUUGCAGUAAAGUCACAAAAUUUGCAUCUUGAUUAUAAUUCAUAAUGAGAUUUAGUCCAGGCCUUAGUACAUAUUGUAGUAAAGUCACAAAAUUUGCAUCUUGAUUAUAAUUCAUAAUGGGAUGUAGUCCAGGCGUUAGUACAUAUUGUAGUAAAGUCACAAAAUUUGCAUCUUGAUUAUAAUUCAUAAUGAGAUUUAGUCCAGGCCUUAGUAUGUAUUGUAGUAAAAUCACAAAAUUUGCAUCUUGAUUAUAAUUCAUAAUGGGAUGUAGUCCAGGCCUUGGUACGUAUUAUAGUAAAGUCACAAAAUUUACAUCUUGAUUAUAAUUCAUAAUGGGAUUUAGUCCAGGCCUUAGUACGUAUUGUAGUAAAGCCAAAAAAAAUUGGAUAUUUGUUAGCAAUGCUACAGAAUUUACAUUAGACUUCAAAAAAGGAAGGUAUUGGUAGUAAAGCCAAAAAUUUGCGUAUGAGUUUAAAAAUAUAUAAUAAUCCUACAGUCCCAAUGCUCCAGAUAUUAUUAAUAAUUAAUAAGGAAAAUUAAGUCAGUGAUAGUUUGGAUUUGUCAUCAUGAAAGUUUAGCUCUAAAACAUCUGCAACAAAAACGAAAGUUAAAAACCAACCAAGAAUUUAGUUAUACAGAGAAACAGAAGUAUUAUAAUGUGUUACUGAAGGUUAGGGUAACUGUAUAUGAAACAUGCAUUAUUUAGUGUUGUAUAGAAGACCAAGUUGAAUAGCUUUACAAGGUGUUAUAUCUUUUGUAACUUAUCUACUAAGCUGUUACUGAUUAUUGAGAUAGCCCCUUGUCAUUAUAUAGCAUGAUAUAUAAUAUACAGAAUGUCACUUUGUUUCCUCAAGUUUUUUCCUUUGUUAAGUUAAAGUCAUUGUUCAUAGAUCUCUACCAAGGUAUCACCAGAUGACGUUGACAGCUUCCUAAACAAGAUACAGUACGAUGUCUGAGAAAUCUUUAACAUUGCCAUGUGAUAGUUUGACAUCCCCACAAACGUGUCAGACCUUGCUGAACAGACAUUCCCUAGAAAGUUAAAUAUCGUAUGGUACUCUAAUUACACAGCUGGAAAAUAAAGUGUCUAAACCUUUCUCUGAACUGUCCAGUCAACUUCUUGAACCUUGCUCCGAAAGUAUCAAACAUGUCACGAAGGAACUUAACAUUAAAUCCUGUUAUUUUUGUCCGAUACACAGUAUAUCUUUUACUGAAAGUUCGGAAAGAAACAUAUAUUUUCUUUUCUUCUUUGAUGGUCCUCUGUUUAUUUUGUAUUGUUCAAACAUUACUAGAUGUUUCCUAUCAAAAAUGCAUCUGAUAUUUGUUUCUCAGAAUGUAAAUUUAAACUUCUAGAAAAUUAUCUUCACUUCAUAAUAGCUUUGUCACUCUUAUUAUUAUUAUUAUUUUACUUCUGAUUGUUAAACCAUUUUUAUUUAGACUUAAUAUAAUCAUUUAUAUAAAAUAAAAUUGAUUGAAAAAAUAAUUUUAUUGAUUUCAGCAUUGUAACCCGAAGUACUCUCAACAUAUUCUGUCAAAUUGUAACGAAGUAAAAUAAUAUAUAAAAUUUAUCAUUUAUUCACUGAACAAAUCUGGAGUGUUCUGAAAAUUAAUUUUUUUCGACUUUUUGAUUAUAAAUAUAAAGAGCAAUGAAAGAUUUUGUUGUCACCUUCACUGUUUGAAAACAUGUUCUGAAAAAUAACCAUCAAAACAUCAGUUUUCUAUUUAUGAAAAUAUUAACUAUGUUAUGAAUGAUUAUUUCUAUCGAAAAUACAUCCUGAUAACUUAAGGCUGUGUUUCAUGAGACAUAAGUGUGUUUUCAUUAUGAUUUUUUUUAUAAUUUUUCACUUUUUGUGAAAAACUUGGAUAUUUUAAUUUGAAAAAAAAAAAUCUUGCAUUAUUAUUACUAGUGCAUCAUGUUCCAAAAUAUAGAUUUGUUUUUGGUUUGAGUCUGAUCUAAAAUCAAUUUUGACAUUAACAUUUUGUUUUAAUAUAUUUCUCUUCAUGGUGUUUGUUCAUUAUUCAUAUAAAUUCGAUAGAGUAUUGUUGUUGUUUUUCCUUAGCAUCUUAUGUUAUUAUUGUAAUAUGAUUUAAAAAAAAAAUAUAUGAUUGUUACUUUUGGUGUUUUUCUGUACAUUGUUAAUUUGCUGGUUGUUUCUUAUUAUUUUUCUAUCUUGAAAUUUAAAAUAUUGGAAUUUAUCAUUAUUGUUAACUGUUCCAAAAAUCUGAAGCCUUGACAGACACUGUAACUUGUAGGCUAUUACUAAUUAUAUCAUUCCAGUUUUUCUUUAUUAUUUUUUGUCUUUUGAUAUAGAAAACCCUUUCCUAAUUACUAUUUUUGUAUGCCAUCUUUUUAUUAUUACUAUUCCAUCUUUAAAAUCUAAAACUUUUGUAAUUUAGCACUUGGAGUUACUAGUGAUGCCUCUGGUACUUCUAAACUUUCCAAUUUUUACGUUUUUCUCAUCUUCCGUUCUUCUAAGCCUAAUAUUAGCUACACUGUUUGCGUUAAUGAAUGCCUAAAAGGAGUAGUAAUCUGUAACGUAUACUUGCUGUUGUCUUCUGUUCGUAAUGAUUGAAAGCAAAUUGAUUUGAAACUGUUUACACGAGAUGACUUGUAAAAAUUCAUUUUUACACAGUGUUGAAACUUGUUUGUUUUUCUAAUGCUUUAUUCAUACUCGAAGGUUAACACUACUUUCAGAAACGUUAGUACUGAUAUUAACCGUUUUAUGAAGUGGUGCCUUGAAAAUACAUGAAACUUCUAGGUUUAGUUUAACCUUUAUUACUUACUAUGCCACCUGUUAUUAUUUUUAUGAUGCAAGUGUUGUUGUUUUUUACUUUUUCAUUGUACAUUAAGUCAUUUUAAUUCGUGCUUUGCCUUUGCGUAGGACUUUAUAUCAUUUUAUAAGUUUUUUGUUGUUGUUGUUGUUCAUGGAGAUUAAUACGAAGAUAUUUUAACUUUGUUCAUUUCUUCUAAAAAGAUAUAUGUUCGGCUGAAAUUUCGAUACUGUAACAAAAAACUGUUUUUUAUCGUUUUAGCGCCAUCUGUGUUUUAAAGAAAUAAGAAACUUGUGUUUUGUUUUACCAUUCUCAGCUUUUUGAUUUGCUGUUCUGUUUUGCUGUGUACAUGUUCAGAGCGAUUUCUUUUAUUUUUCUAUUGUAACAUUGUUAUUUUUAUGUGGCUAAGUUUAUCUCGCUAUAAGAAUAAAAGUUACAAUAAAUGGCGCUAAUCUGCAAUAUUAAGUUCAUUAAUUCCUCAGGUUUUCUGUAAUUAACAACUAGGCCAAAUGGUUUCUUUGUAGGUGUGUAAUGCAAAAUAUGAAUUCAUAAUUUGUUGUCGAGAGUAUCUCAAGUGAAAUACUGAAACGUGUCAUCAGCCACACACUAUUAUUAUAUAUGUUUGUGACAGUUUUGGAGAUUAUUAUACCAGUCAGUUACGAUAGUACGUAAACUACGAGUGUAAGUAUUGUAAUGUUUUCAAGAAUAAACAGCUUAAAAAUCGUAAUAGAAUUUUUUCGUGCAUAAUGAAGUACUUGCAUGUUUCCUUGUCGAACUAGACUCAGUGUAGUAUAUAGCGUUGUUUGUGCAGAACUGUAACUUGUACAGAUUAUAGUACGAUGGAUAAAAGUUGGUAGUUUUCCUUUCAUUUUUCAAAUUUUGUAACGUAUUUUGAAACAAGUUCUUCAUAAAUAAAUCUUGUAAUCAUGCA
This is a messenger RNA of Limulus polyphemus (Atlantic horseshoe crab), 16592 nucleotides long. RefSeq names its product inositol 1,4,5-trisphosphate receptor-like. Gene Ontology annotation, cellular component: endoplasmic reticulum; membrane. NCBI's taxonomy places the organism in Eukaryota, Metazoa, Arthropoda, Merostomata, Xiphosura, Limulidae. Bases 252 to 8684 code for a protein of 2810 amino acids. Gene Ontology annotation, biological process: calcium ion transmembrane transport. Gene Ontology annotation, molecular function: inositol 1,4,5-trisphosphate-gated calcium channel activity; inositol 1,4,5 trisphosphate binding. The transcript is spliced from 59 exons. The record is from RefSeq and is a predicted model, not a curated record.